UAACGAAGAUAUUGAUAUCUGUCUGGCUAGAUAGCUUGCUAAACGUAGCAUCUCGAUAGUAUUCAGUUAAAAAUCUUGAAGCAAAGUCGGUACAGGACUCCGUGACGUUAGUACAGUAACGUUAGCGCUCAGCACUUUAGUUUUGUAAUUAGCUGUCAGCUGUGCUUUGUUUGAAGCUGAAUGAACAUGAAUGAAAGGUGUAGCAGCUAUGACUGCUUGUUAUGGGGUGGUGUCUACUUAUAAGUAACGAUGUCAGCGGGUGCCGUCUUCUCCGUUAUCCUAGCUAUUGGAUUAGCAGCACUUUUUUCAGCCGUGCACAAAAUAGAGGAGGGCCACAUUGGUGUUUACUACAGGGGAGGAGCACUCCUAACUGCAACUAGUGGCCCCGGUUUCCACCUUAUGUUACCUUUCAUCACAUCCUUCAAGCCUGUACAGACUACUCUCCAAACAGAUGAAGUUAAGAAUGUACCAUGUGGUACAAGUGGGGGUGUUAUGAUCUAUUUCGAUCGGAUAGAGGUUGUGAACUUCCUUGUGGCUUCAGCAGUGUAUGAUAUUGUGAGAAAUUUCACGGCUGACUACGACAAGGCCCUGAUUUUCAACAAGGUCCACCAUGAGCUGAACCAGUUCUGCAGUGUGCACAGUCUGCAAGAGGUUUACAUUGGGCUGUUUGACCAAAUAGAUGAGAACUUGAAGAUGACUCUGCAAGAGGAACUGACAAACAUGGCCCCUGGCAUAAUCAUCCAGGCAGUUCGAGUCACCAAGCCCAAUAUUCCUGAGACCAUACGCAGGAACUAUGAACUCAUGGAGAGUGAGAAAACAAAACUGCUCAUUGCAGCUGAGACUCAGAAGGUUGUGGAGAAGGAGGCUGAAACGGAGCGGAUUAAAGCAGUGAUUGAGGCUGAGAAGCUUGCCCAGGUGGCUGAGAUCAAGUUUAGCCAGAAAGUGAUGGAGAAGGAAACGGAGAAGAGGAUAUCUGAAAUCGAAGACUCCGCUUACCUGGCCAGGCAGAAGGCAAAAGCUGACGCAGAGUUCUACUCGUCCCAGAAAACGGCUGACGCAAACAAGCUGAAGCUCACGCCGGAAUACUUGCAGAUGAUGAAGUUCAAAGCCAUCGCCACCAACAGCAAGAUCUACUUUGGCAGCGACAUCCCCCACAUGUUUGUGGACUCGGGCCCCACGGGAACACCCAUGUCUUCCAAGGCCAUGGACAUGCUGUCUGAGGGCGUCCUGGACUUUGAGUGACUGACACAGGGUGAGACCAAGCACCACUCCCUGGGCCUGCAGCAAUGAUGGAGCCCCUCUAGGCUGGAGAGACAACACCCCUCCUCUACCCCCCUCUCCCCUUUUAUAUGCUGGGCAGCUGGUGUAGCUGGUAGCUACUCACAGUUAGUCACCUGACCGCUUGUGGCAGGAUCAGAUGCUGGUGUAACCCUCAGAGUAAUGGAAUGUAACCAUCUGUCAUUACGGUGCCCACUCACGCCUUGUACUGUACAUAACUCUUUCCUUCUGUUGUAUAGGCUCUCCUUGCAAAGAGGGCAUUUAAAUGUAGAAUUAUGUUAUGCACUUUGUUUGUUUGUUUGUUUGUUUGUGUUACAAUCAUGUGGAGCAGGGUUUCUCCCUUUGGAUCUAGAAUAUUAACUAGACCCAUCUUCAUUCUUCCAGAGCACAUCUGGGUACUUAAAAGGGGAGAUUAGUAUGUCAUUACUACUGGCCUCAUUCAGCUCAUUCCACCGCAUAUGUUUAUUGCCAGGCCAUAGUAUCAAGACCUCUGGAAAAUGCAUAUAUCUCUAAAGGGGAAGCAACUGCUGAGUCAGUGUGAGUAUAGUGCACUGUAAUGCUGUUUUAUGAUCAUUCCGGAUAUCAGCAGGCAGAUUAUUGACAAACCUGAAAGAAAGGGAGAAGUAGUGGCUCACUACCAGACAGGGAAGCCUGUCUGCAGUGUUGCUGUGAUGACCACAUUCUGUGUGGCCCAUGCUGUUCUGAACAAAACUCUGCCUUUGGCUGCAUUGGCAGACACCAUUGCAGGGCUUUUGGCUUUUGGUAAGGGCACACUGAUUUUGUUUGUUUGUUUAUUUUGUUUGUUAUAAUAAAUGCCUGGUCCACUGCCAGCCUCUCCCCGCUUCAGUCCUCCCAAAAAUAUUUAUCAAAUGGCAAUACCUCUUAUAAUUUAACAUUGGCUGCAGCAUGUCCAUGUUGUUCUCACUGUUUGAUGUUUGCUUUCAGUUUUGUAAACCGUCUAAAGUUGACCAUUUUUUUUCACGUUCAUUCACUACAGAGCAUGUCUUAUAUUGAUCUUUUUAACUUGAAACAUUGGGUUAUUUUAAUCUAGUGUUAUUUUUUAAUGGCUCUACUUUAACAUACCUGUGCACAGCAUGAGAGUUGAUAACACUGGUGUGAAUUAAGUUGUGAAGGGAUUUGGCCCUUUUGACCGAACAAGUCAUUCAUAUUUUAAUGACAUAAAUGAACUUCUUGAAUCCUCUCCCAAGGUAAUUGCAGCUUAGCUGUGGAAAACUAUUAGUUAUUCAGAAAUAGGAACCUGAAUGUAAAAUGUUUCUUAAGGUCAGCUGCAUCAAAAGUACCUGUUGGUCACACUGGCUACUGUUUUGAUACUUAGUUUGAUACAGUAGUUUGUCCCCACAUGAACCAUUGAGUGACUUCCAGCUCAGGAUGACUUGACUAUGACUUGAAUGGAACUAUUUUUGCACUCUUAAAUGAUAUUGUGGGGUGGGGAUGAUGAGUGUAUUUUAUUGUUUAUACAAUAAAUAUGUAUAAUGAUUGAA
Molecule: messenger RNA, 2780 nt
Organism: Alosa sapidissima (American shad)
Lineage: Eukaryota; Metazoa; Chordata; Actinopteri; Clupeiformes; Clupeidae
Gene: erlin2
Product: ER lipid raft associated 2
Exons: 12
Coding region: 250-1242 (330 amino acids)
Biological process (GO): SREBP signaling pathway
Cellular component (GO): endoplasmic reticulum; endoplasmic reticulum membrane
Molecular function (GO): cholesterol binding; ubiquitin protein ligase binding
Source: RefSeq, a predicted model, not a curated record